Coprinopsis cinerea okayama7#130 is the source of this 1908-nucleotide messenger RNA. RefSeq names its product DEAD box family helicase. The transcript is spliced from 9 exons. The record is from RefSeq and is a predicted model, not a curated record. Lineage: Eukaryota; Fungi; Basidiomycota; Agaricomycetes; Agaricales; Psathyrellaceae. Gene Ontology annotation, molecular function: hydrolase activity; ATP binding; DNA binding. Bases 1 to 1908 code for a protein of 635 amino acids.
AUGCUAUAUCUCCGAUGUAGCAAGCUUCCUCUUGCGCCCCGGGCCCGACUGGCUUCGACUGCUAUCACUCUUCGACCUUACCAGGAGCAUUGUCUAUCGUCUUGCCUUGAAGCGCUGGGUUCUGGCGUCUCUCGGAUAGGGGUUUCUCUCCCAACGGGCUCAGGCAAAACUACCGUGUUUAUAACCCUUCUGUCCAGACUUCGGGCAACCAACGACGAUGCAACCAGAGCCUUAAUCAUUGUCAACAGUAUUGAGCUGGCGAGGCAGUCUGCCGCCACUGCCAAGCUUCUGUUCCCGGGUUGGUCUGUCGAAAUUGAGCAAGGCGCAAAACAUAUCGCAUCUGGGCUUGCUGAUCUAACUGUAGCCACGUAUCAAACGCUGCUUAACCCUUCGCGCUUCGAGAAAUACAAUCCACGGUUAUUCAAAGCUGUCGUCGUUGACGAGGCACAUCACGCGGCAGCUCCUUCGUAUCGGAGGCUCCUCUCGCGCUUCCACCAUGAAAUCCACCCGCCAAAAGGCGAUGAGCAUAGGCCACAUAACCAUUCCGUCCCUAUCAUCGGUGUCUCCGCGACAUUCAACCGACACGACCAACUUGCCCUCAGUGCUGUAUUUGAGAAGAUUGUUUACCACCGUGACUUUGUCGAAAUGAUUGACGAAGAGUGGUUGUGCGGCGUUCGCCUUACUUCUGUCCGCGUCAAAUUGGAUCUGGACACAGUCGAUACAAAUCCGGGGGCAGGGGAUUUCAAGAGCAAGAGUCUCGCAAAGGUUAUGAACACGCCCGAUAUGAACGAGAUUGUUGUUAAAGUCUGGUUGGACCGAGCCCAGAAGCGCAAAUCUACCUUGGUGUUUUGUGUCGACUUGCGGCAUGUCCAAGAGUUGACGGACACGUUUCGGAGGUUUGGAAUCGAUGCCAGGAAUAUCCACUCUCACACCCCAGCGGUGGAACGGAGGGAGUUGGUUACGGCUUUCAGAGCUGGAGAAUUCCCAGUUUUAAUAAACUGCGCUGUACUCACAGAAGGAGCGGACAUCCCCAAUAUCGACUGCGUGUUGCUGGCUCGUCCGACCAAGUCACGGAAUGUCUUCAUGCAAAUGAUUGGAAGAGGGAUGAGGUUAUCACCAGCGACAGGCAAACAAGACUGUCUCAUCAUCGACUUCGUUGACAGCGCGGGUCGCGUCGACUCGGUGCUGUCUUUACCCUCUCUGUUGGGUCUCAAUCCUUUGGACAUGGACCCUGAUAAGCAUGAGAUGGACCUGAGUGAACUCAAAGCCCUCGCUGCGCUCAAGGCUGACCGAACACCACAACUGCAACCUGACAUUCGAGAGAUGGGAGAGGUGACCAAUGCAACGCCAGCAGCCACUUCAGUAUCAUUCGUGGAACACGAUGAUAUCGCAAAGGUCUUCGAUUCAGUCAAACUGGACGAUUAUCGCGCUAUCAGUCCUUAUGCUUGGGUCAAGUGCCAACCGGACGUCUACAUCCUGGAAUGCGUGGGUAAAGGCACUGUACGGGUGAGCCGUGCCAAUGACAAGUACAUCGGAGAAUUCGUGUCGCGGGACAAGGCCAUAAAAUACAGGAUGCUUUCGGCAGAAGAUUUGCCCAGUGCUCUUCGUGCAGCUGAUCAGUACAUUCAAAGGAAGCUGUACGGAUACACCGAGAUGGCAAAUCUCUUGCGCUCAGCGGCAUGGAGAAAGUAUCCAGCGUCGAAAUCCCAGAUAGAUCUGAUAUCAUCCCGGCUUGAGAAGACUAUCGCCUCGGGGAAAGAUGCUCCAUUCAAAGCCAUGAUCGCUGCAUCUCUCUCGGGUUUACGCCGUUCAGAACCAGUGACCCUAGAAAGUCUGAAGGCGUUGACCAAAGGAGAAGCAAGCAUCAUUCUCUGCAAAUUAAUCCACGGCAACCUUGUGAGUCCUUAA